CUAUCCAGCUUGAUGAUCUGGUGCCCCGCUACCCAGCCUGAUGACCCGAUCCAGCCUGAUGACCCGGUGUUCGUGAUCCAGCCUGAUGACCUGGUCCGGCCUGGUGCCUUGGUGCCCCCGUGGGUCCGGCCUGGUGCCUUGUGCCCGUGGAUCGACCUUGGUGACUCAGCGCCCGCUGUCGUGCCAGAUGACCUCGGUGCCCGCUCUGUCAUGCCAGAAAGACUAGGUGCCCGCUGUCGUGCCAGAUGACUCGGUGCCCGCCUGUCGUGCCAGAUGACUCGGUGCCCGCUGUCUUGCCAGAUGACUCGGUGCCCACUGUCGUGCCAGAUGACUCGGUGCCCGCUGUCUCGCCGAUGGCCCAGUGCCCGCUGCCUCGUCUGAUGGUCCGGUGCCCACUGCCCCUGUACCUGCAUCCUGUCUGCUUCCUGCCUGAUCCUGACUCUGAACGAACUCUGCC
Staurois parvus is the source of this 457-nucleotide messenger RNA. Lineage: Eukaryota; Metazoa; Chordata; Amphibia; Anura; Ranidae. The record is from the annotation of a GenBank genome assembly.